UGAAAGCGGAAGUAGGAGUGUGUCGGCCCGAAAAUAAAGACAGUCGGAGUGAUCGUCCUGAUGUCCCGGAAGCCCUGACGGUGAGAAAUGGGGGGCAGCAACAGCGCGCGCCGUGUGUCCUUCGAGACCGAUGAGAACGAGAACGUGACGGUGGUGAAGGGCGUCAGGCUCUCCGAGAAUGUCAUCAAUCGCAUGCGAGAAUCCUCAAAACCACGACCUUCUCCACCUCAGGCCAAAGUGGAAACCCCGCCCACCUCGGCGCCGAGCCGUCCUGCAUUUGACCCCGUCACAUCUUGGAUCCCUGAAUCUGUGGCGCCGCCUUCUUCACCUCCUCCCUCAACACCUGUCGUGGAUGAGUCAGAGCUGAGACGCAAGAUCACUGAAGAAGUGCAGAAAGGUCUGGAAGAGGAGAGGAGCAAGAAGCAAUACGAGCUCCAUCAGUGGUUGGAGAAAGAGCGUGCCCGGGUGAAAUCCCAGGCCCAGGCAGAUGCUCGGGCCCACGUGCAGGACGAGGUGAGCAGGAUCCUGGCCUCGGAGAGAGCGGCCACUCUGGACAGCGUGCAGAGAGCCAUACUCCGAGAGAGGAUCACUGCCGAGGAGGAGCGACUCCGAAUGAAGCUCUUGGUUAAGCAGUUGGAGGAACGUGAGCAGCAGCUGAAGAAGCAGGACGCCUUCUACAGAGAGCAGCUGAGGAAACUGGAGGAACGGAGCGCCCAGAUUUACAAGGUCACCAAUGAGAACUAUCACAAAGCUGCCGACGAGGUGAACGCUAAAUUUAGGCGGUAUGAAAUUAGUCCUGUGUGUGCCGAGCUGCAGGGUCACGUUCUGCAGUGCUACAGAGAGAACGCUGGGAAAACACUCCAGUGCUCCAGUCUCGCCUCUCUCUACCUGCAGUGUGUCAACAGCGCGAAACAGAGCAAGUUGAGAACCGGAGGCUAGCGCUGAGGAGCGAAAGAGAAGUGAGCCGUGUGUGUGGCGUCACUUUUCAUGAAAGUUUGUCAAGAAGAGCAGAGACCAUAGAGCACUGUACAGAUACACACCUGAUUCAGAGGAACAGUAUGGAAAACUGGAUCGACACUCCUUCUCUCUCUCUUUCUCUCUCUCUCCUGUCUUAAUGAAGAGGCCAUGUUUCACUUCUACGGAGUAACACAGUGUUACAGGUACGAGAACCAACAGCAGUGUAGAUGAUGUGCCAAACACCAAAAAGCCAAGCGAGUGCCUCAGGGGAAUAAAACACAGCUUUAUAAAAAUAAAUAAAUAAAUGGUAGCGGUUAGCGAAGCUGGAAAUGGUUUGUCUAAACACUGUUAUUGUGUAAUUACACUAAAACUUCACAUUGAUUUGCGUUUUGUUUGAUUUGUGUAGUAAAGCAAAAGUUUUGGCGCCCCAUACACACAAACUGCUCCUCACAUACUCAUGUAGGUUAACACACUUCUGUCCUCAUCAGGCUGAACCCAGGCUUCUGUUGUACAACUGUUCAUCAUAUCUGUGUGUGUGUGUACACAAUGCUUAUGUAUGUUUCUGCUUUAUUUUUGCUUUUUAUCUGCACAAAGACAGUGUGAUCUGUCCGGGAGAAUAAAAAGCUCAAACUGCAAACCUGAA
Molecule: messenger RNA, 1600 nt
Organism: Neoarius graeffei (lesser salmon catfish)
Lineage: Eukaryota; Metazoa; Chordata; Actinopteri; Siluriformes; Ariidae
Gene: chchd3a
Product: coiled-coil-helix-coiled-coil-helix domain containing 3a
Exons: 8
Coding region: 88-939 (283 amino acids)
Biological process (GO): inner mitochondrial membrane organization
Cellular component (GO): mitochondrion; MICOS complex
Source: RefSeq, a predicted model, not a curated record